This is a messenger RNA of Gadus chalcogrammus (walleye pollock), 4795 nucleotides long. RefSeq names its product syntaxin-1A-like. The transcript has 11 exons. Gene Ontology annotation, molecular function: SNAP receptor activity; SNARE binding. The coding region runs from base 1 to 960 and encodes 319 amino acids. The record is from RefSeq and is a predicted model, not a curated record. Gene Ontology annotation, biological process: intracellular protein transport; exocytosis; vesicle fusion. Gene Ontology annotation, cellular component: plasma membrane; SNARE complex; endomembrane system. Lineage: Eukaryota; Metazoa; Chordata; Actinopteri; Gadiformes; Gadidae.
AUGAAGGACCGAAUGCUAGAACUUCGGCACACCCCGAUCGGAGACCCCCAGAGUCCCCAGACCUCCAAGAGGCCCCCGGCCGACCCAGACCCCAGACAUCGCCACGGUCUGCUGGAUCCCACCCCCUUCCCUGGGGGAGAGUCCUCCAAGCCCCCCUCUCCUGGAAGGCUCUUUCUCCCCCUGAACGUCCAGGAGACUAAAGCCGACCUGGAGGACCUCAUGGCCGACAUCAAGAAGUUGGCCAACAAAGUGCGAUCCAAAUUAAAGAGUAUCCAGAAUACCAUCGAACAGGAGGAGAGCCAGAGCAAGACCUCCGCCGACCUGAGGAUACGCAAGACGCAGCACUCCACGCUCUCCCGGAAGUUUGUGGAGGUGAUGUCGGAGUACAACACCACGCAGUCGGACUACCGGGAGCGCUGCAAGGGCCGCAUCCAGAGGCAGCUGGAGAUCACUGGAAGAAACACGACAAAUGACGAGCUGGAGAGCAUGUUGGAGAGCGACAACCCCGCCAUCUUCACCUCGGGGAUCGUCAUGGACAACAUCACACAGCAGGCCAUGAAUGAGAUCGAGACGCGGCACACGGAGAUCAUCAAGCUGGAGAACAGCAUCCGGGAGCUGCACGACAUGUUCAUGGACAUGGCCAUGCUGGUGGAGAGCCAGGGGGCGCUGGUGGACAACAUAGAGCACAGUGUGCAGGGGGCCACGGAGUACGUGGGCCAAGCCCACCACAACAUCCUGCAGGCCAAGAAGACCCGGAAGACCAGCAAGAGGGGGGAGAUGAUCGACCGCGUAGAGUACAAUGUGGAGCACUCGGUAGACUAUGUGGAGCGGGCCGUGUCGGACACAAAGAAAGCCGUCAAGUACCAGAGCAAGGCCAGGAGGAAGAUGAUCCUGAUAGGCGUUUGUUUGGCCAUAUGUGUGGUGGUCCUGGUCAUUUCCCUAGCGGCGGGGCUCUCGUAGCCCCCCUCGAGGAGCUUCUGGACCCAAAAGCACGGUCCAGGGGCCACAUCACCACCGUGAGGCUCAGAAGGCCCAGGACCCCCAGGGUCUCCUGCCUCGCUCCCCCGUUCAAACACCGGGAAGUGCACUUAAGCUGUGGCACCGAAACAGUAAUGGGCCCUACUCACCUAGCCGCCAUCGCGGUGCUAAACGGUAGCUGGUGGUGGAACGGACCCAGCUAGUGCUUAGAACCAAGACAGAGCCGGGAUGGCCGCUAGGGGGUAAGGUCCAUGAAGGUCUUUUCUCAGAGUCCACCCCGGCUCAGACACUGGGGGUCGCUAUUAGCAACCGACUUGGAGCCUGGGAGCCCGGCAGCUCCGAAGCCAAGAGACACAUCGAUGCAUGUGAUUCUUCUGUGUUUCUGUAGUCAUGUCGUUUGACGCGCUUGUCUUGAACCCGCACUGCGUCUGCUGUUGGCUGUUCUGACAAACAAAGUAGACGUGAGUGUGCAGAGUAAGUGUCAGUGUGGGAUCAUCAUGCUUGGGGGGGGGGGGAUUUAUACUUCUGUCAAAUUGUCUGGAGGAAUGCGAUGGGAUUGUACGUCACAACACUACCAAACCAUACGGGGGACUGCUCACAGAGGCUCUGGGCCUGCGGUCCCUCCAGAAGAACGGCCCCCUCUCUAGGGCCUCUGGGCUGGGGUCCCUCCAGAGCCCGGACCGAUCUGUCUGUCACGCCAUUUCAGAGCCACAUAAAGAGAAUGGCGGCCCCUCUGCCCGUCACCGACCGGACGGGGGUCCCGGUCACGGCCGUCUGCAUGGUGUUCUCGUGAUGCAUGUUGUGGGCAGUCCAUUUGCAAAGCUCUGCAUGCUUGCUGCAUGAUGCAAUUCAGUAACAUAGGAAGCCAGGGAACCGGAAACAGGCAAUAGGAAGCCACAGAACCGGAAACAGGAAACAGGAAGCCACACAAAUACUAAGAGAACAAUUAAGUAGAAGCGAUUAUUUGUUUCAAUCCAGCGUUGCAUUCACAGCUUAAAAAAAUAUUUGAAUUACCUUUAAAAAUACAAUCAAAGCAUUAAAAGUAAUUUGUUUCACUGCAUGAAAAUUACGAAAGACAGUUAAUAUAAUUAUUAUAUAUUCCCUAUAAUACCCCCAUUUACCUUCCAAUAAGGAGCCUGGUUAACCGACUUGCAAUUAUCCUCGCCAAUGUAUAUAUAUUUAUGGGUACUAAUAUCAAAUAGGAUAUAAUUAUACCGCAGUGGCUGCAUUGUGCAUGAUAUGGUGUUCCAUGCUGUAACAUACGUUUCCAACUUCUAAUGUGUGGAUUUCUCUUUUCUCUCCCAACCCGCUGCCCUUGAUGACGUGUUUUAACCAAAUCGUAACAAUCGUGCAGAAGAAAAUCAUGAUUAUCAUCUGCUGUGUGGUGCUGGGAAUAGUGAUAGCUUCUGUGAUCGGAGGGACGCUGGCCUGAAACACACACACACACACACACACACACACACACACACACACACACACACACACACACACACACACACACACACACACACACACACACACAAACAAACAAACAAACAAACAAACAAACAAACAAACAAACAAACAAACAAACAAACAAACAAACAAACAAACAAACAAACAAACAAACAAACAAACAAACAAACAAACAAACAAACAUCCCACACUCACUCAAUACUUUGCACCUCUAGACCAAUCAUUUGCAAAAAAGGCCAAACAUCCACUCUUCAGUUGCGUGCUUUCUGGCUGAGUUCUGUGAUCAGAAGGUGGCAGAUAGACAGCCCCACCGCGGCCUCCCAGCGGACCUGCUCCUGCAUGCCUUUCUCUUCGGUAAAUGUUGGUGCUGCAAAAUGUUUAAUUGGAGUGUUGAGUGUUGUCAAAAGAUGUGAAGGUGUUUCUGAAAGUGGAACCUUCGAGGGACAAAAAAUAACAAAAUGUUGUUCAAAUAGACCAUCCCAUCACCUGACUUCCAAGCGGGCCGUUUGGGGGUCUACUUUGGGUUGCCUUGGACAGGCAGUUGUUAACCCUCAGUGAUUGAUUAACCAGGUUGAAUUAUAAACAUCCACUCAGUUCUGGGUUUACUUACCGCAUCGCAGAAGUUUCCUCUCUCCGUUGUCCUCCCUGCUGAAUCCCUGCAUGGUAAAGUGGCGUAAUGUAUCCACAUGUAGGAUGGGUUAUGGAUCUGCUGCUGGACGCUACUGACCACUCUGCCAAACCUCCCUUCCUGAGUGAGGUAGUCACUUAACGUGUUGCCCAUUUGGCCUUACCAGCUAAAACCGCAUCAGAUUGAUGCUCGGAUUUUGAAUGUGUGAGUCAACGUAUACGUGUGUGAGUGUGAAAUUGUGCGCGUGUGCUUGUGUGUGUUCAUUGGUAUGUGUUUGGCUGUUGCGUGUGGUUGUGACUACCCGUCGCGGUCUGUUCUGUUCAACAUGAACGUUCCUUCACAGAUAUGAAGCUCAGUAACCUUGCCGACACGUUCAAAAGAAAUAGGAAAAUAUGUUAAAUAGCCUAUCUUUAGUUUAGCUAUAAAAGUUGUAAUGAUCAUAUGCACAUUAUCAUGGGGAUGUGUGUCCAUCCUCUGUUCUUAUUUAUUCUGGUGUUUUUUUUAUUAUUGUUGAAUGCGCUAACUCACUGCAUCAACACACUCAGCCAAUUGUCAGCAUGAGGUCUAGGUGGUGGCUGUAAAAGGCUCAGAUAUCAGUUAUCACAAUCUGGCGACAGUGAAACUACUAAGACAUGUUACCGUGAUGCCUACUCAACGUGUGGCCUUUGUGCUGUGAUGGUUUGGUUUUAUUUGUUUACUUCUAAUGUAUAUUUAUGUUGUACUAUUUUUUUAAUAAAGUUUGUCUCAAAAAUAACCACAGAUUUUGUGUAACACUCUCCAUUUAAUUAUUAUACAUAAACAUAACGACUGUUAUGAAAUGGAUCAAAGCACAUCAUGUAAAGUAUGAUGCUACGCAGGGACACGGGAAGUGGGGGUGCUUAGGGGUGCUGCAGCACCCCCCCCCCUGGCGGUGGCGUAACUGCAAGUGAGAACGUUUUCUGAACAAAUCAAUUUUUAUUUUUAUUUUUAUAAUUUUAUCAUACAACAUGAUUUUUCAUUUAAUUAUUGACAUCCACCCUUUUUAUGAUAUUUAUCAUAUUAUCAUUUCAUUUUAUUUAGAACAUUGUCUGUGUAGGCUGACGUAGGCUAUGACGCACAACGCAGAACUGUCCAUAGCUGAUAUGGUACUAUGCUGAUUUUACAUAAGCAUGUUGGUGUUCAACAUCUGUUGUAGUGAACAUUCUAAAACUGGUGUAAAUUGGUAGCCGCCAUAUUAAUAGACACGUUGAAUGUUAUCUUUGAUUCUGGCAUCCCGCAGGUAAACUGGUUGGCAACAAAAGAGCAAAGACGGACGGUUCACUUGACGGAGAAACCGUCACUUUCCUCAUAUCAGACAACUCGUAACUUGAAGGCUUUCUUUUAUUGUCCCUUCCCUUUGUAAACCUUUAGAAAUAACCUCCUGAAUCCUUGUUAUAAAGCUGUGUAUAAUCCUGGACCGCAACAGCCUGUCGGCAUGUUGUUAGUGUGUGCAAUUCAGCACAUUAUCAGCCGAGUUUACUCUAAUUUCCACAUUGUUUACUUGCUAACGUUUGUGAAUAACAGUGGCUGGUUGGCAGAACUCUUUUUACACACCAGUAAGUGAUUAUCAGAGCGGAGCUGUCACGUUAAAAUUGUACCGGGGGCGAAAAUUGUACGGGCCUACGUCAUCAGUUGUUUACAUCUUGACAACCUGCCUGGCAACAGACGACGCGAUCGUCUGUUGGCGACCAGGUUGCAAAAAACAUUCGGCUCAUG